Equus quagga is the source of this 1904-nucleotide messenger RNA. It is a transcript of the gene HYLS1, whose product is annotated as HYLS1 centriolar and ciliogenesis associated. Gene Ontology annotation, biological process: cilium assembly. Lineage: Eukaryota; Metazoa; Chordata; Mammalia; Perissodactyla; Equidae. Gene Ontology annotation, cellular component: non-motile cilium; centriole. The transcript is spliced from 4 exons. The record is from RefSeq and is a predicted model, not a curated record. Bases 555 to 1496 code for a protein of 313 amino acids.
GUGGUUUGGCGCCCAGGAUUCGAACCAACGAAACACUGGGCCGCCAGCAGCGGAGCGCGCGAACUUAACCACUCGGCCAUGGGGCCAGCCCCACAUUUUGGGACUUUUAUGGUUGAAGUUUUCCUGUGGUAACUACCAAAAAUAAUGUCACUAAAUCUUUAUUCUUCUAGAUUUGAUAGUGUAAUCUAGUUCACCUUGAAAGGAUUUUACUUAAGAUCUAAGCCUUUGCUCCUCUGACUCCUUUGCCUCCAUAGAAUCUUCCAAGCAUGCCUUUUUAAUUAGUGUUUUGUCCCAUGUAGCAUUUCUUUAGAGUUGAUUUUUUUAAAAAUAAGGAGUGACUUAUUUUAAACUCUGUUCUUUUCUAGGUUUUUCUUUAACUCAAAAACUAAAGCCAGUGAAGGUACAUUGAAAUAAGAGAGCCGAUCAUCUGAAUUUCUAGGACUUCUUGCAGUGGUACAAUAAGAGCUAGCUUGACUGCAGAAACCUGUCAAUGAUUGUACUUCAUAUUGGAAGUAGAACCUGGAGUAGAGAUUUUCCCACUUUAAGCAGUUUUGAUGGCAGAAAGAAGAAGGUCCUACAGUGUAGGGGAAGCAAUGGAGGAACUCAUGGGACCUGAUGGACAAAAAUGGGCCAAUAUGGAUCCAGAAGAACGAAUGUUAGCAGCUGCUACAGCUUUUACCCAUAUCUGUGCAGGGCAGGGUGAGGGAGAUGUCAGAAGAGAAGCCCAGUCUGUCCAAUAUGAUCCCUACAGUAAAGCUUCAAUAACCCCAGGAAAGCGAUCUGCUCUUCCUGUGCACGUGCAGUACCCACAUGUAGAAAAUAAUGUCACUUCAGAAACAGUCUCAGAGGCCUCCCAAAGACUCCGGAAGCCAGUGAUGAAGAGAAAAGUGCUGCGUAGAAAGCCAGGUGGGGAAGUAUUAGUGACAGAUGAGUCCAUCGUCAGUGAAUCGGAGUCUGGUACAGAAAGUGAUGUGGAUCUCUGGGACUUAAGACAAAGGCUGAUGAAUCUGCAGUUUCAGGAAGACAGGGAAUCCCCAGUUGAUACUUCACAAAAAUUUAAUCUACCACAUGAAUACCAAGGAAUUUCUCAGGAUCAGCUCAUUUGUUAUCUAGGAAGAGAAGGAAUAGGCCCUCCAGCGUAUGAACAAGACCUGAUUGUUGCCAGCCGACCCAAGUCCUUUAUUCUCCCAAAGCUGGACCAGUUAAGCCGAAACCGGGGCAAGGUAGACCGGGUAGCCCGGUAUUUUGAGUACAAACGAGACUGGGACUCAAUGCGGUUUCCUGGUGAAGAUCAUAGGAAGGAAUUACGCUGGGGUGUCCGAGAGCAGAUGCUGUGUCGAGCAGAACCCCAAUCGAAGCCUCAGCACAUAUAUGUUCCCAACAAUUACCUAGUACCAACUGAGAAGAAAAGAUCUGCCCUUCGUUGGGGUAUUCGUUGUGACCUUGCAAAUGGUGUCAUGCCCAGGAAGCUUCCCUUCCCUCUUUCUCCUUCUUAAGUCUUUUUUUUUUACCUGUCUCUUCACAGGAUUGUUUGGGGUAACCUGGUUCUUUAUAGCUCUCCUUUUAUUUAAACAGAAACAACUAAUUUGAAAGCCCAUGGGACAUUAUAGAGUAAGGACUUCAGUCAUCCUUCAUCUUUUCUAGGUAUUAUCAGAUACCUUUUGGUAUCAGAUACCAUUUAACUUCCUAAUUACCACUCUCAAAUCCAGCAAUUGCAGCAGUCAUGCCAAAGAAAGAAAAACAGACCUGGUCUUUCUGUUUUGUCACAUUAGUAAGCAAAGUCAGUUAGCGCUAUUUCUGUUCUAUAACCUUUUAGCCUUUGGCCAAUGUGAGUUGUUGUUUUUACUAGUGUUUUUAAAGUUGCUCGGCAUUAAGCUUAUCCAUUAAAGAAUUUUGGAAAUUUG